CCAGGUAUCAAAAGACGACGCUCAGCAGCUGUUAAUAAAUCUAUGACAAGUCUCUGCUUUCUCUGGGGAAAAAAAGACACCAUAAACUAACAGUAAUAAACGCAAUCACCGUAGUGUAGCAGUUACUUAUAACUUUACAGGACGAAAAUAUGUAACUGCUUUACUCUGGAAAGAUCUUCUGGUUGGAAAAUUCUUCUUCUUAUCACCUGGCAAUUUUUUGUUGGAUCAUCGUUCCACAAGAACUGCAGCACACCAGAUUUCCCAGCCCUUUUCGUCAAAAGGGAGGCUCCCUCUUUUCUUAAACUCUUGUUGAUCUAGUCUUCACUUUGUUCUUCACAUAAUAUAAAACAAUUAUCCUUUUUUAGAAAAAUUAUUACAUACUACGUGUUAUCGUAAUAAUUAAAACGAACACCAUAUAAGUAGCGUAAUACUUCAAGACGACUAGGUAUUGGUAUCUACUGUAACUUAGCCCGGACUUGUUUUCAAUCUUCACUGCCCCUUGAGGGAUACACAUUCCUGCUCGGGCGAGUCCUCCUACCAUCUCUCUCUUGUAAUGCUCGUUCGCAAAAAGAAACGUAGGAAAACGCAGUAAUCACGCCGCCUCUUCUCAUUCAAGCUGCUUGCCUUCGUACACGCGCACUCCCCCUUCUCCUCCCUUUUCUUUUUUCCUCCUUCGCGGCAUCGUCUCCUUCGUUUGUUUCCCAAACCAUCUCCCUCAAGUCGCGCGCUGGCACGCGCUCGCUCUCUGUGUCAGGAAGGAUUUCUCGCAGCUGCUACCGGCCGCCAUUACAGUCAAUUCACACCCCAACCGAGACAUAAGUGGGACAAGAAAAGGUGUGGGUACCGUUUGGAUCUUAACGCAACUUCCACAGAGUAUCAACAUCAGUGUCAAGGAAAAGGAAGGCUUAUUUCGGGUGGAGACUUGACAACAGCCGCAUUAUGCAUGCUUGUCCGUGGGGAAAGCAGUGCCGCCGCCUCAGGAGGGCUGAGGUUGAAUUGGAAAGCGCCGUAUAAAGGAGCCGGGACAGGGACUUGGAACAGAAGUAGCAUAUUCUGGUAUACUCUUGCAUCGUUUCACGGCGAACAUAAAGACUCCAUGAAAACGAUGGAGAAAAGAGAAUGCAGGACUGAAUCAUGUCGUGGGAGAACAGACUGUUUGAUUGGGAAAAUCCUUAACAGCUGCUGAGUGCAUGUAACAAGGAAACAGUAUCUGCCUGUGCUCUUGCAUUAUUUUUGCUUUUCUAACUCUCUAACAGAUAUGUCACUAGUGGUUGUAUGUGGUUGCUACUGAAAAUCCACAUCUCAAACCCAAUCGAUUUUGGCAGGAUGACUGGACUAUGAUGAUGGCAAAGAAGCAAGAUGUGCGCAUUCCUGUGUACAGCAUCAGUGUUGUGGGAUUGUCAGGGACAGAGAAAGAGAAAGGGCAGUGUGGUAUUGGCAAGUCCUGCUUGUGUAAUCGUUUUGUGCGAUCUAGUGCAGAUGAUUUUUAUCCGGAGCACACUUCAGUCCUUAGCACUAGUGACUUUGGUGGAAGAGUUGUCAACAAUGAUCAUUUCUUGUACUGGGGAGACAUCAAUCGACUGAUGGAGGAUGGUUCGGAAUAUAAACUUAAUGUCGUGGAACAAACUGAAUUUAUUGAUGAUCAGACUUUUCAGCCUCAUAGAAGCACAGCCCUUCAGCCAUAUAUUAAAAGGGCUGCUGCAACAAAACUUGCAUCAGCGGAAAAACUGAUGUAUUUUUGUACUGAUCAGCUUGGUCUUGAACAGGAUUUUGAGCAGAAACAGAUGCCAGAUGGCAAGCUUCUUAUAGAUGGAUUUCUUCUUUGUAUAGAUGUUAGUAGAGGUAUGAAUAGAAACUUUGAUGACCAGCUAAAGUUUGUGACAAACCUCUACAACCAGCUAGGAAAAACUAAAAAACCAGUUGUUGUAGUUUUAACAAAAUGUGAUGAGGGGGUUGAGCGGUACAUUAGAGACGCUCAUAGUUUUGCAUUAAACAAGAGGAAUCUUCAGGUAAUAGAAACCUCUGCAAGAUCUAAUGUCAAUGUGGACUUGGCUUUCUGCACAUUAGUGCAGCAGAUAGAUAAAAGAGGUAAAUUAAAAAACAUUUCUUAUUUUGAAGCUCUAAAACAGCAGAGUCAGCAGAUUGCUACUGCGAAAGAUAAGUAUGAAUGGCUUAUAAGUCGUCAUGUAAAAAAUCACAAUGAAACAUGGCAAAAUGUCAGUCGAAAGAUUGUAUCUUUACCUGAAUAUCAAGACUAUGUUUAUCUUGAAGGGACUCAGAAAGCAAAAAAGAUGUUUUUUCAGCAUAUUGCACAUCUUAAACAAGUUCACAUAGACAGGAGGCGAUCAUUUUAUCUCAACAGUCUUCCACACAUAUUUGAUAGCCUUAUUCCUUGUUUGGAUGAAAUUGACAGCUUACACUGGAGCAAAGUCAUACAGUUGUUAACGACAAAGGAAGACUUUUUGAAAUAUUUUGUUGUUCUUGAUGAUGUACCUUGGGAUUUAACUAGUCACAUUGAUAAGGAUGAUGACAGGGUUCCUUAUGAUUUGCUUGAUACACCACCAGCAGAACAAGUUUAUACUGCACAUUUGGAAAAACUAAGGAAUGAAAGAAAGAGAUCAGAGAUGAGGAAGGCUUUCAAGGAAAAUCUUGAAUCUUCUCCUUUCAUCACACCAGGUAAACCAUGGGAAGAGGCCAGAAGCUUUUGUAUGCAUGAGGAAUUUUAUCAGUGGUUGGAUGAGGUGGAGUAUCUUGACAUCUACAACAAGCAUCAAAAACAAAUAAUUGACCAGGCAAAAGAUGAUUUCCAGGAGCUGCUUCUGGAGUACUCAGAGUUAUUCUAUGAGUUGGGACUUGAUGCCAAACCGAGUAAAGAAAAAAUGGGAGUCAUCCAAGAGGUUGUAGGUGAAGAAGUCCGAUUCAAAUCAUUGCAGAAGUUACAAGCUGACAGAGAUGCUCUUAUUUUAAAGCACAUUCAUUUUGUUUACCAUCCAACAAAGGAGACGUGCCCUAGUAGUCCAGUUUGUGUUGAUACCAAAAUAGAACAGCUAGUUGGCUCAAAGUUAAGAUCAUUUGAUCGCAAUCAAAAAAAUUCUCUCUCUGAUCCCAAUGUCGAUAAAAUAAAUCUUGUGAUUCUUGGUAGAGAUGGACUUGCAAGAGAGAUGGCAAAUGAAAUUCGAGCCCUUUGUACAAAUGAUGACAAAUAUGUGUUGGAUGGCAAGACGUAUGAGCUUUCACUACGGCCCAUAGAAGGUAAUGUCAGGCUUCCUGUUAAUUCUUUUCAGACACCAACAUUUCAGCCUCAUGGUUGUCUGUGCCUUUACAAUUCUAAAGAAUCUCUGUCAUAUGUUACGGACAGCAUAGACAAAAGUAGAGAGUGGACUUCAGGGAGAAGGGACAAUCACUUGGGUCAGUUGCCAUUAGUGCUAAUAUUGAUCGGUAGGAGAGGUGAUACUGGUGGAGAAACACUGCAGAAUUUAAUACAUCACGGUCAGCAGACUGCCAGUAAACUGCAUAGUACUUUUCUUGACCUUGCAUCUACUAGUAUUGGGUAUGGAAGAAACAUCAAUGAAAAACAGAUAAAUAACAUUUUAAAAGUUUUAAUGGACACUAAACGUAAUUUAAAUCUUAGAAGUUCAUCUGCUAGUAUUAAGGACUUGGCUGAUGCAGAAUUACGGAUUGUUAUGUGUCUAAUGUGUGGAGACCCAACUAGCAUCGAUGAUGUCCUCCUUCCUUUCCUGCAAACUCAAACCUGUAAAGCAUCUCAGUGUGGUAGUAAUUCUGUGGUACUUGAACUGUCCAUAGGAACUCAAAAACGUCGUAUUGAACUUUCAAUUCUUUCCUAUCAUUCCACAUUCAACAUUAGGAAAAGUUGUUUAGUUCAUGGAUACAUCUUUUUUUAUUCAGCCAAGCGUAAGGCAUCUUUGGCUAUGCUGCGUGCCUUCCUGAGUGAAGUACUGGACAUAAUACCUGUUCAGCUUGUAGCAGUUACUGACAGUUCAUUAGAUGUUUUGGACAAUGAUGUGAAUCGAGAGCAGGUUACAGAGGGUGAAGAACUGGCCCAAGAUAUUGAUGGUAGGUUUGUCACUGUUCACUGUGGGCAGCACCCUCCACACAAAAUUGAUAUUUUUCAGCCAUUUUUCAAAGAUGUGGUGGAGAAAAAGAAUAUAAUUGAAGCUACUCAUAUGUAUGAUAAUGUUGCUGAAGCUUGUAGCACAGCUGAAGAAGUUUAUAAUUCUCCACGUGCAGGAUCACCUCUCUGUAACUCAAACAUUUUGGAUUCUGAAGAAGACGCCGAGCCCCCACCUCCAUAUACAGUUGUUAAAGAUGAAGUUUGUGUGCCUACUCUGUCCAAAGAUCAAACAAAGCUUUCAGUGGAGCUGGAUGGAAAUAACUUUUCCUUCAGUUCUUUAGCGAGCACUUUUGAAAAUAGGUUGAGCAUUAAAGUACCUCCACCUGUGAAACCAAAGCCCACAGUACAUUUUGACAUAAAGUCAGACCUUCCUUAUUUCGAACAAGGGAGUAAAGAUGGGCAAAGGAAAUCCUUAUCUUCUGUUAGUUGGCCACCUACAGAUGGAUUUGAUCCAUCUGAUUAUGCGGAGCCCAUGGAUGCUGUUGUUAAAACACGACCUGAGGAAGAAAAUAUAUAUUCUGUGCCUCAUGACAGUACCCAAGGUAAAAUUAUUACCAUUCGAAAUACUAAUAAGGCACAGUCAAAUGGAAGUGGCAAUGGUUCAGAUAGUGAGUUGGACUCUAGCUCUCUGGAACGUCAACGCAAAAUGUCACUUGUGAGCAAGCCUUUGCUGUACAGGGAUAAGUCUAAAAAGCUUGGCAGAUUUAGUAGUUUCAGAACAAGUUUUAGUGUUGGAAGCGAUGAUGAAUUGGGACCCAUGUCAAAAAAAUCUGAGGAGGAGUCUGGAAAAGGAGAUAAUGCUGUUAACUAUGGACCAGAUGUUGAAGAUCACAGGAAAAGGAACCUACUUAGGAGCUUGCGAAGAACCAGUAGGAAACCAACCAAGCUGAAGCCCCGCCUUUCCCUUACUAAGAGCAACUAUUUUGGUGUGCCUUUGGUAGCUGUAGUGUCUAAUGAAAAACCCAUACCCAUAUUCAUAGAGAAAUGCAUUGACUAUAUUGAAACACAAGGGUUGAGUACAGAAGGUAUUUAUCGUGUGAGUGGGAAUAAAUCAGAAAUGGAGAGUCUACAGAGACAGUUCGAUCAAGAUAAUAGUCUGGAUCUUGUGGAAAAGGACUUCACAGUCAAUACUGUCGCUGGUGCCCUGAAGAGUUUCUUUUCUGAACUUCCUGAUCCUUUAGUGCCAUACAACAUGCAGGUUGAACUGGUGGAAGCUCACAAAGGUUCUGACCGUAAAGAAAUGCAGGAUUUAUUGCAUGCAAUUGAACAACUGCUCCGGACCCAUCCAAGGGAGAGACAUCCGCGGGUUCAAUACUUUGCAUGUCACCUCAACAAGGUCAGUCAGAAUAGCAAGUCAAACCUGAUGACCAGUGAAAACCUUUCAAUAUGUUUUUGGCCAACGCUGAUGAGGCCGGACUUUACCACAAUGGAUGCCCUUACUGCCACCCGCUCCUAUCAGACAAUCAUUGAGCUUUUCAUUCAGCAAUGCCCUUUCUUUUUUUAUAAUUUGCCAAUUACAGAACAGACUGGUGUUGCUCCUCACUCUCCUACUGCUGUUGUUGCCAAUACUAGUUUCCAAUCUCCCUCACCAGUGACAGUGCCACCGUUGCCACCACAGUCUCCCCCUCCAUCAGUACUGCAGUCUCCAGUGCAGUCGGUUCAGCAAGCAACAUUACAAACAGAGCAUCAGACACUGUGAGCUGGUAUAUAUUGCACUGGUUAGCUAAAGGGGUUUUCUUAAUCCUUUAUUGGGUCCUACUGCUUCACACUUUCCCCACCCAGCUGCUGGCUUUAAGUAAAUGAGCCAAGAGAAGUAAAGUGGUGGGACACUGGAAACUGAGCAAGAUUUUCAAACUGAUAGUGUGGGGUGGCUGAGUAAAAUGUUGUUUACUCUCAGGUUCCACACCAUUUAGUCUUGGGCCUGUUCAGCAGAGGAAUUAAUUUAAUACAGACUGCAUAACUUGUUCUACACACAGAAACAGCUGCUAGGUUGCAAGGCCUUGGAAAGCAGCUGGUCCUGUAAGGUGGAAUAUGUACAAGACUGCAGUUCGCCAAGAGAAGAACUGAAAAUCAUGGUGCAAGAGGCAUGUGAAUUCUGAUUGUGCUUUUACAUGACCCAACAAAAGUAGUGUGUUGUGGGACAUCUUGUUUCUGUUGGAGCAUGGAUUCACAUCACUUCAGGUUUUUACAGCAGUAAAUCUACAGUGGUUCCAGAAUCUGAAUGUUUCAGCAGUGUUAGAAUUUAAACCUAGCUUUGUGUGCUUGUCAUUAUGAUGGAAAAUAAAUAGUUUUAAAUGUUU
Messenger RNA from Protopterus annectens (West African lungfish), 6432 nucleotides. It is a transcript of the gene ARHGAP35, whose product is annotated as Rho GTPase activating protein 35. The transcript is spliced from 9 exons. Bases 1338 to 5831 code for a protein of 1497 amino acids. Gene Ontology annotation, molecular function: GTP binding; GTPase activity. Gene Ontology annotation, biological process: signal transduction. Lineage: Eukaryota; Metazoa; Chordata; Ceratodontiformes; Protopteridae. The record is from RefSeq and is a predicted model, not a curated record.